GUAUGAUGUCAGCCUCCUGCAAGAGCUGCAUCUGAGAAUACAUAUAAAAUGAACGAUCUUACAAUAGUUACUCAUUCGUUAGUUUGUGCUCAAGACGAAAACUAAACAUCAUGCUCAAAUACGCAACAAUCUUCUGCGUGGUCGCCGCUCUGUGCGCUGGCGCACCCCAGAAUCCCCAAGAUGUCCAAAUUUUACGAUUUGACAGCGAUGUUCAGCCUGAUGGAUACAGUUUUGCGUAUGAGACCAGUGACGGCACUUCCAGGCAAGAGGAAGGCAAACUGGACAACCCACAGUCCGAGAACGCUGCUCUCACCGUCACAGGCCAAUACGCCUACGUAGCCCCUGAUGGCAAGCACUACACGGUCACUUUCACCGCUGGCCCCAACGGAUUCCAACCGAAAACAUCUCUCGGACAAAAGUAGACAAUACCCCUGGGACCAUAGAAUAACGUCACCUGAAUGAUACAUCGUUUUGAGAAAAAUUAUCGAUCUCAGUUAUUUCAUAACGCCUGCACAGAGAACUCGGAACUAUCAUUGUAUCUAAAUUCUUGUGCCAUAAGAUACAUUUCAUA
Colias croceus (clouded yellow) is the source of this 571-nucleotide messenger RNA. Its product is annotated as endocuticle structural glycoprotein ABD-5-like. The coding region runs from base 111 to 422 and encodes 103 amino acids. Gene Ontology annotation, cellular component: chitin-based extracellular matrix. Gene Ontology annotation, molecular function: structural constituent of chitin-based larval cuticle. The transcript is spliced from 3 exons. The record is from RefSeq and is a predicted model, not a curated record. NCBI's taxonomy places the organism in Eukaryota, Metazoa, Arthropoda, Insecta, Lepidoptera, Pieridae.